GUCAUUACUCUUAGGUCUAUACUUAUUUUCUUUAUCCCCCGUUUAGGGCUUUUUCACGAUUGCGCUGCCUCGCUGCACCCCUCUUCCUCUCUCUCCUCCAUUGAAGCGUUCUCCAAAUUCUCCAUUGAAGCGGAUUGUGAGCUUCUCUCCUCCAUUGAAGCAGCUUCUGAGUCUCCUACUAUAGAUAGUGGAAGAUGGCAAAUGCGGAAGCAGCUUCUGCUGCUGCUGGUCCUAGGUAUGCGCCAGAUGAUCCAACCCUUCCAAGUCCUUGGAAAGGGUUGAUUGAUGGGAGCUCAGGCCUUACAUAUUACUGGAAUCCGGAGACGAAUAUCACUCAAUAUGAAAAGCCAGGUAGUGUACCUCCACCAGUUCCAUCUGGUGUACCACAUGUUGACAAUGCAUCCCCGGCGACUGUGCAGCAAGUACCACAGCAUGUACAAACUGCUGAUGCUUCUCAGUAUCCACAGCAAUAUAUGAAUCAGUUAUCUCAUCAGCAAGGACAGUUUCAAGGUCCUCUAGCUGGACAAAUUUCUCAGCAGCAGGGUCAGUAUCAGGGUCCCCCUACUGGACAAAUGGCUCAGCAGCAGCCUGCGCAAGUCCCCCCAGCAGGGCAGCAGCAAUAUGCACAUUAUGGGCAAGGAUUGGCUCAAAGAGGCUCGCAGAUAGGUCAAGCCCCGAUGCAACAGGGACAGGCAGCACAGCAACAUCAUUAUGGAUCUCAAAUGACACAGCAAAGUGGUCAACAGUUACCACAACAAGGGUCACAGACAGUGCAACUCCCCGUUCAGCAUAGUUCUCAGCAGUUAGGGAAGCAAGCACCGGGGCAGCAAGGUCCUGCUGUAGGACAAUCACAGGGGCAUCAUUUUAUGCCUCAUCAAAUGCAUUAUGCUGCUUACCAGCAACCACCGAUGCUCCCACAGGGGCAGCAAAAUGCACAACCUCACCCUCAGCUCAUGCCACAAGGACCACAAUUCUCGUAUCAACAAGAUAAUAGAAAUGCAAUACCCCAGCAGCAAGAUGAUUCCGAUAUUUCUAAGAUUAAGCAAACCGGGACAUCCAUUUCUCAGGUUGAGCCAAGUGGUCGUGCAGCUGGUCAUGCUCCACCAUCUGUCAAUGCUUCCAAUCAUGGAUUGCACGCCAGUCCUCUCUCUGGUCAAUCAAUACCCUUUGCUUCCUCUAUGCACAUGCAUCAACCUCCAUUAAAUGUUAAACUGCAGGAGAGUCGAAAUGAUAUUGUCAACCCACAACACGCUUCCACUUACCAAAAUCAGAUGGGCCAAUCCAUGAUGAAUAGUCAGCAGCAUGGCUUGUCUCCUGUUGGACGAAAUCUGUGUUAUGAUGAAACCCAGCAACUACGAUCUGGGCCAGGAUAUCACUUCAAUGCUAACAAGGAAGCACCAAUGACGGCUCCUCAUCACCCUAAUCUUGCUGCCCUACCUAUGGCGCGAAAUCCGCAGGACUUGAGGAUGGGUGCUUUCCCUCAUCAAAAUGCGCCACCUGGCCAUGAUGGUAAUAUGAAUAUGAUAUCUGCACAUGGGGUGCAUAAUCAUGCAAAUGUUGAUCUACCAAUUACUAACCAACCUUUUUUGAGGCCAUCUCCAAUUAUGCCUGGUUCCUCAGAUGUUAUGAACAUUUCUUCAGUCGAGGCUUAUCGACAGCAACAUGAAGUGACUGCUUCAGGAGAAAAUGUUCCUGCCCCAUUCAUGACCUUUGAUGCCACUGGUUUUCCCCCAGAGAUACUAAGAGAGAUACAUUCUGCUGGAUUUUCUUCACCAACUCCUAUUCAAGCACAAACAUGGCCUAUUGCACUACAAAACAAAGAUAUAGUGGCGAUUGCAAAGACGGGUUCUGGGAAAACGUUGGGCUAUUUGAUGCCUGCAUUUAUGCAUCUAAGACAGCGGCGUAAUAAUCCACGGAUUGGUCCAACAGUCUUAGUCUUGGCACCGACUCGUGAACUUGCUACACAAAUUCUAGAGGAGGGCAAUAAAUUUGGGAGAUCUUCCAGGAUUUCUUGCACGUGUUUAUAUGGUGGAGCUCCAAAGGGUCCUCAGCUAGAAGAAUUGCGCCGUGGAGCUGAUAUUGUUGUGGCAACUCCUGGUCGUCUCAAUGACAUUCUUGAGACGAGAAAUAUUGAUCUUCGACAAGUUUCGCUGUUUGUUCUCGAUGAGGCAGAUCGAAUGCUUGACAUGGGCUUUGAGCCUCAAAUACGCAAGAUAGUGAAUGAAAUGCCUCCUCACAGGCAAACUCUCAUGUACACAGCAACUUGGCCAAAAGAAGUCAGGAAAAUAGCUGGUGAUUUGCUCCGCAAUCCUGUGCAAGUGAACAUUGGCAAUGUUGAUGAACUUGCUGCAAACAAGUCUAUCACACAGUAUGUGGAAGUUGUACCACAAAUGGAGAAGCAAAGACGCUUGGAGCAGAUUCUUAGAGCCCAGGAAAGGGGCUCUAAAGUUAUUGUUUUCUGCUCUACAAAAAAGCUCUGUAAUGAUCUUGCACGUAGUAUUGGACGCAGCUUUCCUGCUGCUGCAAUUCAUGGGGACAAGUCUCAGAGUGAGAGAGACUAUGUAUUGAAUCAAUUCCGUUCCGGGAAGUCACCAAUUUUAGUUGCAACUGAUGUUGCUGCCAGAGGCCUUGAUAUAAAGGACAUAAGGGUGGUGAUAAAUUAUGAUUUUCCUACUGGUAUUGAAGACUAUGUACACCGAAUCGGUAGGACUGGCAGAGCAGGGGCAAUUGGAAUGGCUUAUACCUUCCUUUCUGAACAGGAUUGGAAGCAUGCUGGUGAUCUGGUUAAAGUGCUUGAGGGGGCUAACCAGCAAGUCCCUCCACAAGUGAGAGAAAUGGCUCUCCGUGGUGGUCCUGCUUUCAAUAAAGACCGUAAUGGAAUGAAUAGGUAUGAAUCAGCCCCUGGUCCUGCUUUUGCUGGCGGUGGACGCUGGGAUUCUGGUGGUCGUGGUGGCAUGAGGGACAGAGAUGGUGACAUUGGAGGUCGUGGUGGUGGUGGUUUUGGCGGAUUUCGUGGUGGCAUGAGAAAUGAUGGUUUUGGAGGGCGUGGCAUGAGAGAUAGAGAUGAUUUUGGACGUGGGGGGCGAGGAGAUUUUGGUGGCCGUGGAAAUAGGGGAGGGCGAGGAGGAUUUGGUGGGCCUAGUGGUGGGUAUGGAGGUCGGUCCAGGGAUGAUUUUGGGUCCAAUGAGAGGUUCAACAGUAGAGAUGGUGGAUUUAGCCGUGGCCGUGGUAGAGGGCGAUUUGAUAAUAACAGGAGAGAUGUGACUCCAAGGAGUAGAGGAAGGAGUUACAGUUCUAGCCCUGAGAAGGUUCGUACUUGGGGAGGUUAUAGCAGAAGUGUGAGUCGUAGUCGUUCGCGAAGUAGAAGUCGAAGCUGGAGCCGCAGUCGAAGUCCCCGCCGCAGUUAUAGCCGUAGCUACAGCCGUAGUCGGAGUCGUGGUCGUAGCCGGAGCCGCAGUAAUGAGAGGCCUGUCAGGCGGGAACGUCGUCCUUCUGGGUUUGAUAAGCUUCCAGAACCAGAAAAUCAAGAACAGAAGGAUUUAGCAGCAAAUAAUGUUGGCCCUCCUGCAGAACCACAAAUAACCAAUAACAAUUCUAUACCUGUAUAUGAUGCUGGGGCGAAGUUAGGGAUGAAAGAUGAGCUUACUGUUUUUUCAGGUGUGGUCAAUCAAUCUGAUCCACAAGCUGGUGAACCCUAGAGCUUUGUAUUUACUCUCUGAAGGCAUUAUUUUCUGAAGGUUAAGCCCUGAUUGAAAGAUUUGAAACCUUUCAAUAUUAAGAUAAGGAUGGGAGUGGGGAGGAAACCUUACCGAGUUACUCGAUGCAUUUCAUGGUUCUUUCAACAUCAUCUUGCAGAAAAUUAAAGCCUUUUUUUGGUUAAAUUGCAACUUUUUAUCUGGACUUGCACGAUGAUUUCAUUUGAAGCGCAGCCUUGUGUUUUACAUCUCGUCUGCCACUAGCUUAUUACAUGCUUAAGACCUCGAGAUAUUUUGGUAAUGUUCACUAUGUAUUUUCUUCUGUAGAUCUAGCAUAAAUUUAAAAUAUUUUUCUCUUAGUAUUUUAUACUCCGUACUUGAUUUUUAAGGGCUAUUUUGGCCUAAGGAUGAAGCUAGCAAUUGACUUACACAAGUUGGUUGGUCAGUAAUGUUUGGAUUAUUUGUACCUCGGCUUUAUUUAGUAGCAAAAUUGAGUGACUAUUAUAUUACUACAAUCCGCAUUUUUAAUA
Chenopodium quinoa (quinoa) is the source of this 4225-nucleotide messenger RNA. RefSeq names its product DEAD-box ATP-dependent RNA helicase 40-like. The transcript has 8 exons. NCBI's taxonomy places the organism in Eukaryota, Viridiplantae, Streptophyta, Magnoliopsida, Caryophyllales, Amaranthaceae. Gene Ontology annotation, cellular component: ribonucleoprotein complex; nucleus; cytoplasm. The coding region runs from base 195 to 3698 and encodes 1167 amino acids. The record is from RefSeq and is a predicted model, not a curated record. Gene Ontology annotation, molecular function: protein binding; ATP binding; RNA binding.